UGACAGGAGGAAGCUUCUCCUUAUUCUUUACUUGAUAUCUGUUUGAAUUUCCUGACUGCCAACCUAGAGAAGUUUUGCACAGAAAGGCAAGAUGGAACGCUGUGCUUGCAGGAGCCAGGAAUGUUUCCUCAAGAAGUGGCUGAUCGUUUGCUGCAGACAAUGGCAUUUCAUGGGCUUCUGAAUGAUGGAACUGUGGGCAUCUUCCGAGGCAACCAGAUGCGUUUGAAACGAGCUUGUAUCCGGAAAGCGAAAAUCUCUGCUGUGGCUUUCCGGAAAGGAUUCUGCCAUCACAAGCUGGUAGAACUCGAUGCUACUGGGGUAAACGCUGAUAUAACGAUCACAGACAUUAUAAGUGGACUUGGCAGCAAUAAAUGGAUCCAACAAAAUCUUCAAUGCCUUGUGCUGAACUCGCUAACUCUUUCUUUGGAAGACCCAUACGAGAGAUGCUUCAGUCAGUUGUCCGGGCUUCGUGCACUGAGUAUUACCAAUGUUCUGUUCUACAACGAGGACUUGGCAGACGUUGCUUCACUUCCUCGGUUAGAAAGUCUGGAUAUAUCGAACACCUCUGUCACUGACAUAACAGCACUCCUCACCUGCAAAGACCGACUCAAGUCUUUGACCAUGCACCACCUGAAAUGCUUGAAAAUGACCACAACCCAGAUUCUAGAUGUUAUAAGAGAACUAAAAUAUCUGAAUCAUCUUGAUAUUUCAGAUGACAAACAGUUCACGUCAGACAUAGCACUUCGUUUACUGGAACAGAAAGAUAUCUUGCCUAACCUUGUGUCUUUGGACAUUUCUGGAAGAAAACAUGUUACAGACAAAGCUGUAGAAGCGUUUAUUCAGCAACGGCCUACAAUGCAGUUUGUAGGACUGCUAGCUACUGAUGCCGGCUACUCAGAAUUCCUAACAGGAGAAGGAAACCUAAAGGUGUCGGGAGAAGCAAAUGAAACUCAGAUUUCUGAAGCACUGAAGCGUUACAGUGAGCGGGCCUUCUUUGUGAGAGAAGCACUCUUUCAUUUAUUCAGCCUGACACAUGUAAUGGAAAAAACGAAGCCUGAAAUUUUAAAGCUCGUGGUUAUUGGAAUGAGGAAUCACCCCCUGAACUUGCCUGUUCAGUUAGCAGCGAGUGCGUGUGUCUUCAACCUGACCAAGCAAGAUCUAGCAGCAGGGAUGCCUGUGCGGCUUCUGGCCGAUGUCACUCACUUGCUCCUGAAGGCCAUGGAACACUUCCCAAAUCAUCAACAGCUGCAAAAGAAUUGCCUCCUUUCACUAUGCAGUGACAGAAUCCUUCAGGAUGUUCCGUUUAACAGGUUUGAAGCAGCCAAACUUGUUAUGCAGUGGCUGUGUAAUCAUGAAGAUCAAAACAUGCAAAGGAUGGCUGUAGCCAUAAUUUCCAUUCUUGCUGCAAAGCUUUCAACAGAGCAAACAGCUCAACUCGGUGCAGAGCUUUUCAUUGUUAGGCAACUUCUGCAAAUAGUUAAACAGAAAACAAAUCAGAAUCUUGUAGAUACUACCCUCAAGUUCACACUGAGUGCACUUUGGAACCUGACUGAUGAAUCUCCAACAACAUGUCGGCACUUCAUUGAGAAUCAAGGGCUGGAACUUUUCAUGAGAGUCUUAGAGUCUUUUCCAUCUGAAUCAUCCAUUCAACAGAAAGUUCUUGGACUUCUGAAUAACAUAGCUGAAGUUAAAGAACUCCAUUCUGAAUUAAUGUGGAAGGACUUUAUAGACCACAUCAGUAAAUUAUUGCACAGCGUGGAGGUGGAAGUUAGCUACUUUGCUGCGGGGAUUAUUGCUCAUUUGAUUUCUCGAGGAGAGCAGGCCUGGACAUUAAGUCGCAGCCAGAGGACAUCUCUCCUUGAACAGCUGCAUUCUGCCAUUUUGAAUUGGCCAACCCCAGAAUGUGAGAUGGUGGCUUACAGGUCUUUCAAUCCAUUUUUUCCACUACUUGGCUGUUUCAUGACACCUGGUGUCCAGUUAUGGGCAGUGUGGGCCAUGCAGCAUGUCUGCAGCAAAAAUCCUGCCAGGUACUGCAGCAUGUUAAUUGAAGAAGGUGGUUUACAGCACUUAUACAACAUCAAGGAAAACGUCCAGACUGAUCCACACGUCCAAAGGAUUGCUAUAGCCAUCCUAGAUAGUCUGGAAAAACACAUUAUGCGUCAUGGGAGACCACCUCCAUGUAGAAAACAGCAACAAAAUAAACCAAACUGAAAGCUGCAGGUAUAGGAGUGUUAAGUGUUGUCUCUGUAAUAAUCCUUUCUGGUGUGUGUGUAGUUGGAGAAACUUGUAAUAUAGUGGUCACCAUUAAAGUGAUUUACCGGUAAUUGUGGUCCCCAGAACCAUGUACGGUAACCUUUUGUGAAUGUCAACUUUAAUGGCAGCCGCCUAUGCGACUUGUAAAGGGUCACUGCUUGAGCUGGUCACACCUGUGGGAUUACUGCUGGCUACAGAGAGAGGGGAC
Tauraco erythrolophus (red-crested turaco) is the source of this 2461-nucleotide messenger RNA. The record is from RefSeq and is a predicted model, not a curated record. NCBI's taxonomy places the organism in Eukaryota, Metazoa, Chordata, Aves, Musophagiformes, Musophagidae.